Molecule: messenger RNA, 2502 nt
Organism: Mucor velutinosus
Lineage: Eukaryota; Fungi; Mucoromycota; Mucoromycetes; Mucorales; Mucoraceae
Exons: 2
Coding region: 1-2502 (833 amino acids)
Biological process (GO): UDP catabolic process
Cellular component (GO): Golgi apparatus
Molecular function (GO): UDP phosphatase activity; GDP phosphatase activity
Source: RefSeq, a predicted model, not a curated record
AUGUCCUCGAGUCAAGUUUCUCGUUGGGAAGAGAACAGAAAAUAUGGUGUUAUCAUAGAUGCGGGUUCCUCUGGAUCCAGAGUGUAUAUUUAUUCUUGGAAGGAUCAUGAAUUUGCUAAAAAUUCAUUCACAAUUGAAGAGUUGAGGGGGAAGAUUCCUAUCGUAGAAAGAGGCGAUAAAGACGGGCUGAAAUGGACAAGCAGAGAAGAGCCAGGCAUAUCAACCUUUGGUUCGAAACCAAAUGAAGUGGGCGAGCACCUCGAUAUGUUGCUCGAUUUUUCCAAAGAAGUGGUACCUGAGGACAGCCAUGCUUCAACACCCAUCUUUUUGAUGGCAACUGCUGGCAUGCGUCUACUACCUGAAGAUCAACAAACCGAAUUACUGAGUGCAACAUGUAAUUAUAUGCGCGAAAAGACAUCCUUUUUCAUCAGCGAUUGCGACAGCCAUGUUCGAAUUAUUCCUGGAGAAUUAGAAGGCGUGUAUGGUUGGGUUGCAGUCAACUAUUUGAUGGGUGGAUUUGACAACAGUAUCAAGGCGUACACAGAAAAGAAGAGUCCGGAUGACCAAGUGGAGCAACACCAUACGUUUGGAUUUUUGGAUAUGGGCGGUGCGUCUGCCCAGAUUGCAUUUGAACCAGAACACCAUCAGAGACAAGAGCACAUGCACGAUUUAACGCGCAUCACACUGCACACACUGGACGGUAGAACAGUCGAUUACGAUGUCUUUGUCACUACAUUUCUGGGCUAUGGAAGCAACGAAGCAAGAAGACGAUACCUCGAAGAUCGUGUCAAGAAGCUAUUUGCUGCUUCCAACGGCAAGAAACUAUUGGAUGAGCACCGUAUGCUGCAGCUUGACGAUCCAUGCCUCCCAUUGAAUCUAAAUUUGACAGAUGCAAGCUCAACAAGCGUGUCACUAUCCCUCCAUGGCACUGGUGAUUUCGAUAAAUGCAUAGAAUAUACGGUGCCGCUUCUGAACAAGGAUGCUGACUGCCCAACAAAGCCAUGUCUCUUCAAUGGCGUGCAUACACCAGACAUUGACUGGUCUGUCAACAAAUUUGUGGGUAUUUCCGAGUACUGGUACUCGUCGCAUGACAUCCUCGGUUUAGGCGGUGUCUAUGAUUUUAUUGAAUACGAGAAAAAGGCAACGGAUUACUGUGGUAAAGACUGGUCUCAUGUGCUGGAAGAAAACCAGGAUCUGGGUGCUGCUGAAUUACAUCGUUAUCAGAUGCAGUGCUUCAAGUCAGCCUGGAUCGUUAAUGUGUUGCAUGAAGGCAUCGAAAUUCCGAGGAUCAAAAACCCAAGUGGACAUCAAAACUUGACUGAAGAUCGAGAGCUAUUGGAACAGACAAUCGAGAGUGUCGACGCAAAGAACUGGAAUCCACCGUUUCAAAGUAUUGACACCAUCAACGAUAUUCAGGUAUCUUGGACAUUAGGUGCCAUGUUGCUUCAUGUCGCCAGCAAAAUCCCGCUCAUUGAUCAUCAAGACGGCUUUCUGGGCCACAGCACUGACGAUGAAGGAGCGCAUGAAAUUGCGGAUGGUGUAUCGCAGAAUCCCAAUCCCUCUGGAUCGCACAAUGAGGAAAAUUCCAGCUUUUUAGACGACGUCCGAAGCAGAUCAAAGCCGACAGCCCUGAAUAUUGUAGCUUUUAUAUUCGCCAUCCUAUUUAUUCUGUGGCUUCUGAUGCGAUGUGUACAAAAGAGACAAAUUAACAGAAACAAUGUGGGAGCCAAUGGUGGUAUCCUCGGUGCGGAAAGUGCCAUCACUGGCGCUGGCUCAGCAUGGCGAUUUGUGAACCCAAUGACCUAUCUCAGUUCAAUUACAAACUCGAUUUCUCGAUCCACUAUAUCCAUGCGACAUUGGGCGUCCAGAGUGCUACUUGGUAGAAACAACCAGCAAUACACAAGCGUCAGUAACAUCAUUCCAGUAGAUAUGGACACAUUUGACGAUGGCAGUGGCAGUGUGAUGAAUGGAGCAGCGGACGGUAAUGUAUCCAUCACAAUGCCAAGCAAUGACCGAGUGCUGGGCGUAUCCAACAAAACACCGAGCGUCAUUUCCAAGCAAUACUGGAACAAGAAACGGUAUAGCGGCGAUAGUCAUAAUGGCAUAUUUCAGAUGGGCGAUGUUGUUGAAGGCUCAAGCGUGCUGCCGUUCAGGACAUCUUCAGCCAUGGGUCUGGCCAAUCGAAAUAGCAGUGCCUCCAACCUAACAGCGCGCACAGGCAGUUCGCCCAAUUUGAAUGGCAUGGUAAAUGGUUUAACUGCCAUUGAUCGAUCCCCAUCACCAUUGGCUGCUGAAGUCAAUAUGACAAGAUCAAGAUCAAGAGUUGGAUUUGUCAUUCACGAGCAAUCCGAUGAAGAAGACUAUGCCAUCAGUGAUGGACCACUGCCAUCCGAUAAUCCUGCUGCUGCCUGGCUACAGAGCGCGAGUCGAUUGGCGAGUCCUCGAGGAAGUCCGCGAGGGAGUUUAGACGAGCGUAGAAAGAGAAAGGAAGAGACAGAAUGA